AUGUCUUCAAUGCUCAAGACAAGGAGGAAGAAGAAUGUCAAGAAGGGCAUCCAGUUCUGUCUGAUGGUCUGCGGCGCCUCAGGCACGGGCCGAACGACCUUUGUCAACACUCUCUGCGGCAAGCCGGUUCUCGAGCACAAGGAGUCGGACGACCCCAGCACCGCCCACGUCGAGGAGGGCGUCAAGAUCCAGCCUGUCACAGUCGAGCUCGAUGAGGAGGGCACGCGCAUCUCACUGACAAUUGUCGACACCCCUGGUUUCGGCGACCAGAUAGACAACGAGGCCAGCUUCGGAGAGAUCGUUGGCUACCUCGAGCGUCAGUACGAUGACAUUCUUGCAGAGGAAUCGCGUAUUAAGCGUAACCCCCGAUUCCGCGACAACCGUGUGCACGUCCUGCUGUACUUCAUCACACCUACCGGCCAUGGUCUCCGCGAACUCGACAUCGAGCUCAUGAAGCGCCUCUCGCCCCGUGUCAACGUUAUCCCCGUUAUUGGCAAAGCCGAUUCGCUCACCCCCGCCGAGCUGGCCGAGUCGAAGAAGCUUGUGAUGGAGGACAUUGAGCACUACCGCAUCCCCGUUUACAACUUCCCUUACGACAUCGAGGAAGACGACGAAGACACAGUCGAGGAGAACGCUGAGCUGCGUGGACUCAUGCCCUUUGCCAUAGUAGGAUCCGAGGAUGUCGUCGAGAUCAACGGUCGACGUGUACGAGCCCGCCAGUACCCAUGGGGUAUCGUCGAAGUCGACAACCCCCGCCACUCAGACUUCUUGGCCGUCCGUAGCGCACUGCUCCACAGCCAUUUGGCUGAUCUAAAGGAAAUCACCCACGAUUUCUUGUACGAGAACUACCGUACUGAGAAGCUCAGCAAGAGUGUGGAAGGCGGGGCUGAAGCUGGCUCGUCGAUGAACCCUGAGGACCUUGCCAGCCAGUCAGUCCGUCUCAAGGAGGAGCAGCUGCGACGUGAGGAGGAGAAGCUCCGCGAGAUCGAAGUCAAGGUACAGCGUGAAAUUAACGAGAAGCGACAAGAAUUGUUGGCUCGCGAGAGUCAGCUCAAGGAGAUCGAAGCCCGUAUGCACAGGGAGCAGAGCGGUCAUCUGCAAGACAAUGUGCCGGAGGAGGCGUAA
Molecule: messenger RNA, 1125 nt
Organism: Ascochyta rabiei
Lineage: Eukaryota; Fungi; Ascomycota; Dothideomycetes; Pleosporales; Didymellaceae
Product: Cell division control protein 11
Exons: 7
Coding region: 1-1125 (374 amino acids)
Biological process (GO): cytoskeleton-dependent cytokinesis
Cellular component (GO): septin complex; septin ring; microtubule cytoskeleton
Molecular function (GO): molecular adaptor activity; GTP binding; GTPase activity
Source: RefSeq, a predicted model, not a curated record